Messenger RNA from Strongylocentrotus purpuratus (purple sea urchin), 1146 nucleotides. RefSeq names its product alpha-N-acetylgalactosamine-specific lectin-like. The record is from RefSeq and is a predicted model, not a curated record. Gene Ontology annotation, molecular function: signaling receptor activity. Bases 532 to 1038 code for a protein of 168 amino acids. NCBI's taxonomy places the organism in Eukaryota, Metazoa, Echinodermata, Echinoidea, Camarodonta, Strongylocentrotidae. The transcript is spliced from 3 exons.
AGUGCCGGCUUUGGAGCGCUUAUUAGAUUAUGAUUUGUAUGCUGAUAAUAAUUUAUGCUUCAUGGCAGCCUUGAAAGAACAUAGUACAUGAUCAUUCACGGACACACCACGUCUUUUACUGGUAUAUUUUCAACUCUUAAGAGAUGUAUUGAUGACUAGACCUAGACGCGAUGGCAUCGUUGAGUAGAUCUCUAGUAUAAUACUGUCUAGAUUGACGCCCAAUACCAACACAACUUUCAACAAAAUAAGAGGUUGAUAAUCAGAAAUUCUCUGUGUUUCUCGUAAUUCACGGAUAUUCGCGGUCAUUGGUAGCCUCCUGUCCUUAUUUGAGAGGAAAAUAAGCAGCCUUUUGCUGGUAUUUUUCAAAUCUUGAGGGAUCUAAGGAGUAGAUCAUGUCAGCUAGGUCCGGAUGAGUUUGUCAAUAAAUAUGGCUGUAAUGAGGAGGACUGCAUCACAUCGAUAAUCACUGACGUUCAUCAGUUCUUUCAGCAGCCGAAAUUAAGUCCACAAAGGCAAACUAAACUAAUCAACAUGAAGCUUCUGCUCGCAUCAAUGGUCCUUCUAGCCGUGGCAUUUCACGGCUUAGGUGCAGAUGUGUAUCGUCCAUGCCCCCAGUUCUGGCUUUCAUUUAACGGGAACUGCUACCGUUACUUCGGGGAGCGGGUCACUUGGGAAGAGGCUCGGGAUCGCUGCAGGGAUCACUUCUCCUUCAACGGACGGGCUGAUUUAGUAUCCAUCCACACGGAACAGGAGAACGCCUUCGCUUACGAACUUUUCCGCUCUUCUGCAGACUUUACAACGGAUUAUGGUGCUUGGAUUGGUGCCUACCAGACAAUACAAGACGGACCUUUCAUUUGGUCUGAUGGAUCUGGUCUAAACUUCGAGCGGUGGUUGCCGGGUGAGCCGUCCAACAGUGGUAACAUUGAGGACUGCGUCCAUUUGUGGCGUAGGAACGCAGGGGAUGAAAUCCCCCGGGCUUGGAACGACCGUCCCUGUGGAAGGGACACGCCUUUCAUUUGUAAGGUGGUGCCAAAUUAGAAUUCCCAGUUGGCUGUACCCUGAAUUCGAAGCUUCCUUGAUAUAUCUGUAUGGUUAAGACUACAAUUUGAAUUCUUUGACAACAUUCUGAAAACCUUGGAAACUAGU